CCCAGCUGAGAGCACCUAGCUCAUAGAUUCUCUGUGGGGAGAGUGAAUAAAGGUUCUAACUGAAAACCCAAACCAAGAAAUAGCAACAAGUCUAGAAUUCUUACUACUACAAAACUCACCUGGAUCCCUAAGGGCACAGCAAAGAAUGAGCUAUUACGGCAGCAGCUAUCAUAUUGUCAAUGUGGACCCAAAAUACCCAGGCUACCCGCCAGAGCACAUUAUAGCUGAGAAGAGAAGAGCAAGAAGACGAUUACUUCACAAAGAUGGCAGCUGUAAUGUCUACUUCAAGCACAUUUUUGGAGAAUGGGGAAGCUAUGUGGUCGACAUCUUCACCACUCUUGUGGACACCAAGUGGCGCCAUAUGUUUGUGAUAUUUUCUUUAUCUUAUAUUCUCUCGUGGUUGAUAUUUGGCUCUGUCUUUUGGCUCAUAGCCUUUCAUCAUGGCGAUCUAUUAAAUGAUCCAGACAUCACACCUUGUGUUGACAACGUCCAUUCUUUCACAGGGGCCUUUUUGUUCUCCCUAGAGACCCAAACCACCAUAGGAUAUGGUUAUCGCUGUGUUACUGAAGAAUGUUCUGUGGCUGUGCUCAUGGUGAUCCUCCAGUCCAUCUUAAGUUGCAUCAUAAAUACCUUUAUCAUUGGAGCUGCCUUGGCCAAAAUGGCAACUGCUCGAAAGAGAGCCCAAACCAUUCGUUUCAGCUACUUUGCACUUAUAGGCAUGAGAGAUGGGAAGCUUUGCCUCAUGUGGCGCAUUGGUGAUUUUCGGCCAAACCACGUGGUGGAAGGAACAGUGAGAGCCCAACUUCUCCGCUACACAGAAGACAGUGAAGGGAGAAUGACAAUGGCAUUUAAAGACCUCAAAUUAGUCAAUGACCAAAUCAUCCUGGUCACCCCGGUGACUAUUGUCCACGAAAUUGAUCAUGAGAGCCCUCUAUAUGCUCUUGACCGCAAAGCAGUAGCCAAAGAUAACUUUGAGAUUUUGGUGACAUUUAUCUAUACUGGUGAUUCCACUGGAACAUCUCACCAAUCUAGAAGCUCCUAUGUUCCCCGAGAAAUUCUCUGGGGCCAUAGAUUUAAUGAUGUCUUGGAAGUUAAGAGGAAGUAUUACAAAGUGAACUGCUUACAGUUUGAAGGAAGUGUGGAAGUAUAUGCCCCCUUUUGCAGUGCCAAGCAAUUGGACUGGAAAGACCAGCAGCUCCACAUAGAAAAAGCACCACCAGGUCGAGAAUCCUGCACAUCAGACACCAAGGUGAGACGAAGGUCAUUUAGUGCAGUUGCCAUUGUCAGCAGCUGUGAAAACCCUGAGGAGACCACCACUUCCGCCACACAUGAAUACAGGGAAACACCUUAUCAGAAAGCUCUCCUGACUUUAAACAGAAUCUCUGUAGAAUCCCAAAUGUAGUCCUAAAUUGCGAUUAUGAGGGCUACCACUGAAUCAUUUUAUCUUCCAGCCAAUCAAGUCAUUGUAAACAUGGCUUUUUUGAAAGUGUUAUAGCUACGUUUUAUGAUGAUGCUGGGUAAGUAGAGUAAGUUAAACUGGGUAAAAGAUAAUCUAAAAAUUCCAUAGUUCUCAGUUAUUAAAAUUUUUCUUGUUAGCCAAUGUUGUAUUAAGAAUGCUAUUAAGAAGCCUAAUUGAUUAAAAUUUAUCUUUUUUAUUAUCUUACAUACUUGUAUCUUCAGUUGGAGGUGUAGUAUUCAAAAAAUGGGGAAUGAAGACAGGAAGGAGGCUGGAAUAAAUAAAAAUAAAAAUAGACAAGUAAGACAGCAUAAAUAAUACAUUUUUAAAUAUGUCAACAUUGAUAAUACAAUGAAGAUUUGCCCUAAAAAGUAUCAUAUCUAACCAAGAUAUGCAAAAGAUGCAUUCAGUAAGCUGUAAUGUUGAGAAAUAUAACUGUGAAAUCAGCUCACCAUUUCAAGUCACUAGGUUCGCCACUUGGACUGUCUUGGUUUCAGCGAGCAUAGCGAGUGGCUGUAAGAAAUUGUCCAUGCCACCAGUUCCAUUGCCUCUUGCCCAGGUAGUGAUCAAUGAGAGCUAGAAGCGAUUUUCUUCUCUAACAGAUGAGGCAGAAGAAAAGUUAACAAUAUUUAGAGCAGCAUUUCUCUCUUAAAGUCCGUGGUUGACUCCAACAAAUGGAG
Molecule: messenger RNA, 2136 nt
Organism: Pongo pygmaeus (Bornean orangutan)
Lineage: Eukaryota; Metazoa; Chordata; Mammalia; Primates; Hominidae
Gene: KCNJ16
Product: potassium inwardly rectifying channel subfamily J member 16
Exons: 2
Coding region: 146-1402 (418 amino acids)
Biological process (GO): regulation of monoatomic ion transmembrane transport; potassium ion import across plasma membrane
Cellular component (GO): plasma membrane
Molecular function (GO): inward rectifier potassium channel activity
Source: RefSeq, a predicted model, not a curated record